AUGCCGGGCUGUCCGCAUCUCGGUCCAGCGUCGGUGUAUCUCAUGUGCAUCUUCGGGCAGCUCUUCCAUGAGGCGUUUGCCCUGAAACUUCCGAAGAACACCCUGGAACUUCCAGACCACACAGCAGUGGAGCGGGAAAUUGUGGAAGGAGACCAACGCGGCGCCAACACCGCCCUGCUUGCUGCUGCAGAGGGAGGGAAACGUCACUUGGAGAUGGUCUGGGCACUCCUGGCCCUGGACUACGAUCCUGAGGAUCUCCAGAAGUGGUUGUCGACGGCUUCGCCCCUCCCUCCAAGUCACUUCUCCAACCUCUCCGUUGAAGGCUAUGAUCGGAGUCUGGGCGAGGACGUCAGGAACUUGCUGGAAACGCUCCGCGCCAACCGGCCCGACGGCCCCGAGGCCGUGAAGGCGCUGAUCCGGAAGGUGGCCACUUUGGGCGGAGCGGGUCGCGUGUCGAAGGCCUUGCAGGCCUUGCAGGCCUUGGGCUACAGCCCCCAGGAGCUGCAGAGCUGGAUCGAGCGAAGAACACAUGGCCAGGCUCUGGUAGCAAAGGGACCAGCCCGUGCUAUCGAGAACUCUUGGAACGUUUACUUGCUCAUCGAUGGCUUGAAGCAUUCGAGCAGAGCAGAGGUGAAGAAAGUCCUUGCCCACAUCGGCGCAGAAGAGAUGGUACACGUGCUCGGGAUGUUCGCUGCAUUAGGCUACGACUACAACAUGCUUCUGAAGUGGUUGCAGUCGGAGUCGGAGGAGGAGGAGGUGGAAAUUCCCAGCAACUCGGAUUUUGCUCUUCUCUUGAAAGACCUCGAGAAAGAGGCCGAGACCCGGGCCGAAGUCAAGGAAGUCUUCGCACGGAUGCUCAAAACAGGCAACCUUUCAUCUUCCUUUGCCAGGCUGCAAUCCAUGGGCUACGACCUCGAUGCUCUAAAGCGCUGGUAUCAGUCUCGCCUUAAAGCCCCUCCGCAGCCUGUUCAUGAGAGAGAUUCCAGACCUGGCAAACUCGGCGAAGUCUUCAGGAACGACUCCCUGACGCCGAUGCUGAAAGCGCCCAAGGGGCUCUUCCACGAGACCCUGCAGCACCUGCAUUCCUUGGGCUCGGCGAAGCGGCAAGAGAAGGCCUCGAAGGCGAAAAGGGCGGCCGAAGGAGCGGUCGAAGUCGCGACGGCGGAGACGGCGGAGAGGGCCGGGACCGUGGAAGUGCCCUUGAAAUCCUCGCAUUCUGCACAUUCCCCAGUUGACGCUGCAGCAAAAGGCUUCUACGAGCUGCUUGGGCAGGUGCAGAGGGCACACAAGGCGGAGGUCCUUCGGCUGCUUUCCUCCGAAUUCAGAUCAGGUGGCCAGCCACGGGUCCAGCAGGCCUUCGCCUACUUGGAAGCUGCAGGAUAUAACCACAAGGACGUGCAG
This is a messenger RNA of Symbiodinium necroappetens, 1401 nucleotides long. The record is from the annotation of a GenBank genome assembly. Lineage: Eukaryota; Dinophyceae; Suessiales; Symbiodiniaceae.